Molecule: messenger RNA, 1869 nt
Organism: Diabrotica balteata
Lineage: Eukaryota; Metazoa; Arthropoda; Insecta; Coleoptera; Chrysomelidae
Source: the annotation of a GenBank genome assembly
UUUUCGAUGAGAGGCGAAAAUUCUGGAAAAGAAAUUUCGAUACCAGUUUAUAAGCAAGUAUUUAGUUCGUGAAUAGUUAAAUAUAUUCUUCAUUUACCGGUAAUAUGGAACAGGUCGCCGUUUUAAAAGAUAAAGGGAAUCAAGCACUUUCUGCAAAUAAGAUAGAUGAGGCACUUAAAUAUUACACUGAAGCAAUUAACCUCGAUCCACAGAAUGCCGUUUUAUAUUCCAAUAGAUCUGCUGCUUACGCUAAAGCAAAUCAAUAUGAUCUAGCCCUAAAAGAUGCUGAAAAAGCUGUUGAAGUAAAGCCGGACUGGUCAAAGGCUUAUUCUAGGAAAGGCGCUGCUUUGUCUUAUUUAGGUAGACAUGAUGAAGCUAUUGCUACAUAUGAAAAGGGAUUGGAAAUAGAUCCAAGCAAUGCUCAGCUUACAGAAGGACUAAAUGAGGUGAGAGCUCAAAAAGCCAAGAAAAGCCGCUCUUUCCCAAAUCCCUUCUCUGCUCCAGACGUAAUACCAAAACUCAGAGCAGAUCCGAAAACAAGAGCUUUCCUUGAAGAUCCUGAAUACUUAGCACUUUUAGCACAAUUACAGGCCAAUCCACAAGCAAUGGGCACCAAACUGCAAGAUCCUAGAGUAUUGACCACCCUCAGUGUACUCUUAGGUGUAGAUAUUGGAUCUGAUGAACCUAUGGAUACUGAACCAGCGUAUACGCCACCUCCUAAGAAACCUGAACCAAAACCAGAGCCUAAGAAGGAACCGGAACCCGAACUACCAGAAAAUAAGAGCAAAAGGGAAAAAGAACAGGGUAACAACUUCUACAAAAAGAAAGAUUUUGAAAAUGCCAUUAUACAUUACAAUAAGGCUAUUGAACAUGAUCCUACCGACAUUACUUUUUACAACAAUUUAGCUGCUGUUUAUUUUGAACAAAAGGAGUAUGAACAAUGCAUAAAAGAAUGUGAAAGAGCUAUAGAUGUUGGUAGAGAAAACAGAGCUGAUUUUAAACUUAUUGCCAAGUCUUUCAUGAGAAUUGGCAAUGCCUAUAAAAAAUUGAAAGACUACAAAACAGCGAAGACAUAUUAUGAAAAGUCUAUGUCUGAACACAGAACUCCUGAAAUUAAGACAUUGUUGUCAGAUGUAGAGCGUAUUAUUAAGGAUGAGGAAAGGAAAUCAUACAUCAAUCCGGAACUAGCUGAAAAGGAAAAAGAAAUGGGUAAUGAUAUGUUCAAGAAGGGCGACUACGCUACUGCAGUGAAGCAUUACACUGAAGCUAUUAAGCGUAAUCCGGACGACGCAAAACUAUACAGUAACCGUGCUGCAUGUUAUACGAAAUUAGCUGCCUUCGAUUUAGGCUUGAAAGACUGUGAUAAGUGUGUAGAACUAGACCCGAAGUUUAUCAAAGGUUGGAUAAGAAAAGGUCAUAUUCUCCAGGGUAUGCAGCAACAGAGCAAAGCCAUUUCUGCCUUCCAGAAAGCUCUCGACUUAGAUCCGAAUAAUCAAGAAGCGUUACAGGGAUACAGGGCAUGUACUAUUGAAAACGCCAAUUUAGAUGGAGAUCCGGAAAAGAUCAGACAGCGGGCUAUGGCUGAUCCGGAAGUCCAGUCCAUUCUUAGAGAUCCUGCCAUGAGAAUGAUCUUGGAACAGAUGCAGAACGAUCCCAAAGCUCUGCAAGAUCAUCUAAAGAAUCCAGAUAUUGCUGCUAAAAUACAAAAACUUUUAGAAUCUGGACUUAUCGCAAUUCGCUAAUUGGUUAAGCUUUUUCUUUUUUACGAACUAGAAUGUUUUACUUGUGAAUUUGACUUCGAAUGACUGUUUCCAUAGUUUUCUUUUGUAUUUUAGGUUAUAACGCCAAUAAAGUCGAUAACUGAAACCU